This is a messenger RNA of Mesitornis unicolor (brown roatelo), 1226 nucleotides long. Its product is annotated as von Willebrand factor D and EGF domain-containing protein-like. The annotation marks the transcript as partial. The record is from RefSeq and is a predicted model, not a curated record. The transcript is spliced from 7 exons. Lineage: Eukaryota; Metazoa; Chordata; Aves; Mesitornithiformes; Mesitornithidae.
AUGCCGGGGGCCGCCCCCACAACCCAGCGCCUCUGGCUCUGCGCGGCCGUCCUGGGGUGCCUGGCGGCGGCAAGGCCCCGUCGGAGAGUUCCUGAAUGCUCUCCUGGUGGACAUCAGAUCCUACAGAGCCCUUACCGAAGCGUUGAUUUUGAUUCAUCCUACCUCCAGCAGUCAGCUAUUCAGGAUUUAAUAUGUGACCAUUCCUUAACACCAGGAUGGUAUCGCUUUAAGAUUUUUGAUAAGCCUGCUGAGAUGCCAACCAAAUGUGUGGAGUUAAAUCGCUGUGGUACUCAAGCCCCUGUCUGGCUGUCUCUGAGGGAGUUGGAAUCCAUGCCUCGACCUGGGGAGAUCAAACAGUUAACAGCUUGUGCUACAUGGCAGUUUUUCUUCAGCACUGCAAAAGACUGUUGUCUUUUCCGAAUCCCUGUCCGUGUGAGGAACUGUGGAGAUUUCUUUGUUUAUUUACUGCAGCCCACCCAAGGAUGCAUGGGGUAUUGUGCAGAAGGUAAACUGGCUCCUUCAUCUGCAUCUGUGCCACCACCACCACCAGCCAUUCCUGAAGUUACACCAGAGUUAAUUAAAGGCAGCAUUUACCUAAAGUGCACCUUUGGUGUUCCUUUUGGAAACAGCUCAGUCGGAUUCAUUGUAACUUGGUCAAGACUCUCUCCUGAAGGUGUCAAAGAAGAACUGAGACAUGAGACAGCCGUUCAUACCUUCUCACUUCUAGAACUGGAUGGGAUAAACGUCAGACUUGGAGACAGAGUCUACUGCAGCAGUUCUGCUUUUUUCAUGGAGGAGCCAGAAAUACAAAGCUUUUCUGUUGAGAGCAAGGAAUUUUUUGCUGGCAUUAUGAUACAUCCAGAAACAUAUGAUAUAUCAGAAGAUGGGAAGGAAUACAAACUGGUGAUAGAAAGUAGCAUUCCUAUUCCUUGUCCUGAAUUUAGUCAGUUUGAAAGUGACUGCAAAAUCUCACUGACAUUGAAUACUGUUGAUAAAGGUAAGUAUUAUCCUGAUUUUUAUUACAUUUUCUGUUUAAUGUGCUUUUCUAAAUAUUACAGCUUGUCUGCCUCUUUCGAGAAGCUUUUACAUUUUAAAAUACUUUCUAAAACAUUAAAACAAAAUAUUGACAGACUGUAUAUACUGCUGCUAACAAUUACAGUAAAGGAUCUACCCACUGCCUACUGCUACUCGUUUACUGACCCUCAUAUAAUUACGUUUGAUGGAAG